AGAAAUCCACUUCAAAACGAGCGAUUUAGUCGGAGCAUUUUUGAAAAGUAUAAAAUCCGAGAGCAGCGAGAAAGAAACUGUUCUAGCUCUGAAAGGUGCGCACAUUCCCCUCAUCUUUUUGCGUCUUUUUGGACUAUUCGCCAACCCACCAUUCAGCUCUUGCCAUGACGGUGGUUACCAACCCCACAAACACAGUCUACGACGCCGUCUUCCAGCCCAUUAAGCGCACAAUCAAUGACUCUGAAUCUGAAGCCUCCAAGGUGGCAGCCAUCCAUACCCUCGCGACAGUUACAUUCUACGGCGGCGCUUCACUUGACGAAACCCAAAACACCGUGGAAUACUAUCUCGAAAUUAUCGAAUCCGACGGACAUUCGAUAGGCGCAGGCGACAGCGAAGCGGUUGUCACAGCGGCGCUGGAAGAAUGGGGGUUCCUCGCAACGCAGCUCGAAGACAUGGAAGAUCUCAGCGAACCUGCAAUGGAAGCAUUCGUCGAGCAACUCGAUAGCUCUUACCCCAGAGUUCAAAUCGCCGCAGGCGAAAAUAUUGCGCUGCUCUACGAGAAGAGUUACACGGAACUCGAAGAAGACGAAGAAGCGGAAAGCGACGACGAUGGCGCUGAAUCCGACCCGGAAGACGAGCGUCUCCCCGGCGCUCCAAAGAUGGUCAAGCGCUACACGGUGUACAGACGAGAAGAUCAACUCAAGCAUAAACUCUCCGCCUUAGCGACACUCUCCUCGCAUCGAUUGUCCAAAAAGGACAAGAAAUCGCUACAUACAAAUUUUGCAGACAUUCUCAAUUCCGUCGAGAACCCGACGCGCGGACCUCGCUAUCAGAACGCAGUCUCACAAGAAACCGGCAAGCGGUACGGAAACCGAAUGGCAGUGCGCAUUCACCGUACAGGCAUCAUGAAGAUUGAUCAGUGGUGGAAACUACAUCGACUCCAGGCUCUCCGGCGGAUACUCCAAGGAGGCUUCAUCAGCCAUUACGAGAAGAACGAAGUAAUAUUUGAUAGUCUACCGUACGUGCUAGCGACCCGAUGAUACCCCGGAUUUUGUUUUGGUCGUCCUCUACGCCGCGUUUUUUGAGUUGAAUUGAGAUUUUGUGUCAUUUAUUCUGGACCGCAUUUUCAAGGUUUUACUCUUAUGGCUAUUAUGAUCAGCAGCGGGUAAUGAAUAAGUACGAAAUAAUGGAAUAAUUUGGAAGGGAAUCUCUCAGCUCCUGUUAUUGGUCGUCCCUUUUCACAGCACGAGCU
Molecule: messenger RNA, 1252 nt
Organism: Xylona heveae TC161
Lineage: Eukaryota; Fungi; Ascomycota; Xylonomycetes; Xylonales; Xylonaceae
Exons: 2
Coding region: 165-1040 (291 amino acids)
Source: RefSeq, a predicted model, not a curated record